AUGGAUCCGAGUGCGCUGGAGCUGGACGCAGUGAAGUUCGCGCAGCUGGCGGUGCAGCGCGACCACGGCGGGCGCUACCAGGAAGCGGUUUUCUACUACAAGGAAGCUGCACAAGCCUUAAUUUAUGCUGGGAUGGCAGGGUCAAACUUGGAAAAUAUUCAAGAAAAGAUAAAUGAGUACUUGGAAAGAGUUCAAGCCCUCCAUUCAGCAGUUCAGUCACAGAACACAGACCCUUUGAAGUCAAAGCAACAGUUGGACUUGGAGCGGGCUCACUUCCUAGUUACACAGGCUUUUGAUGAAGAUGACAAAGGCAACGCAGAAGAGGCCAUAGAGUUGUACACAGAAGCGGUGGAACUCUGUUUGAAAACAGCUACUGAAACUUCAGAAACUGGCCUUCAGUCAAAACUAAAACAGCUGGCUCGGCAAGCACUGGAUAGAGCUGAGGCACUGAAGGAAUCUAUGUCAAAGUCAUCGCAGAAGGAGAAGUCAACUGUAGUUAAACCAAAUCAGCCAGUCAGAACAUUUUUUCCAUUGGGACCUGAUUUUUCUUUAAAUGAUAAACCACAAACAAUCAGAGCAGUGCAAGCUACUGAAUCUCAGGGUCAGAGAUACACUGCAGAGGAGAUUGAAGUACUCAGGAAGACUUCAAAAAUCAAUGGUAUCGAAUAUGUCCCUUUCAUGAGUGUUGAUCUGAGGGAACGUUUUGCCUUCCCUUUGCCAUUUUCUGAUAAAUGUGGCAAGUUACCAUUAUCCCCCAAACAGAAAGCAAUGUUUUCCAAGUGGGUGCGACCAGAUGAUAUAACCAAUAACCCUACGAUGAUUUAUACUGUAUCAAGUUUCAGCAUAAAGCAGACUAUAGUGUCAGAUUGUUCCUUUGUGGCAUCACUAGCUAUCAGUGCAGCAUAUGAAAGAAGAUACAACAAAAAGUUGAUUACCAGUAUAAUUUAUCCUCAGAAUAAGAAAGGUGAACCAGAGUAUAAUCCCUGUGGGAAAUACAUGGUGAAACUUCAUAUCAAUGGUGUUCCUAGAAAGGUUAUCAUAGAUGACCAGUUACCUGUUGAUCAUAAUGGAGAACUUCUCUGCUCUUAUUCUAACAAUAAAAAUGAAUUAUGGGUAUCCUUAAUAGAAAAGGCUUACAUGAAGGUAAUGGGAGGAUAUGACUUUCCUGGAUCAAAUUCUAAUAUCGACCUCCAUGCACUGACUGGUUGGAUACCUGAAAGGAUUGCCAUGCACUCUGACAAUCAAGCUUUCAAUAAAGACAGUACUUUCAGAAUGUUGUAUCAGAGAUUUCACAAAGGAGAUGUCCUUAUUACAACCGCGACAGGGGUGAUGUCAGAAGAGGAAGGAGAAAAAUGGGGUUUAGUUCCAACCCACGCAUAUGCAGUCUUGGAUAUAAGAGAAUAUAAGGGCCUUCGAUUCCUGCAAUUGAAAAACCCUUGGAGCCACUUACGUUGGAAGGGCCGAUACAGUGAAAAUGACGCAAGAAAUUGGACCCCAGAUCUACAAAAAUACUUAAACUUUGAUCCCAGAACAGCUCAGAAAAUAGACAAUGGAAUUUUCUGGAUUUGUUGGGAAGACCUGUGCCAGUAUUACGAUGUUAUUUAUUUGAGCUGGAAUCCAAGUCUUUUCAAAGAAUCUACUUGUAUCCACAGUACUUGGGAUGCAAAGCAAGGUCCAGUGAAGGAUGCCUACAGCCUGGCUAAUAAUCCUCAGUACAAGCUAGAGGUCCAGUGUCCACAGGGUGGUGCUGCAGUCUGGGUUCUGCUCAGCAGGCAUAUCACAGAUAAGGAUGACUUUGCACACAACCGGGAAUUCAUUACAAUGGUUGUAUACAAGACUGACGGCAAAAAAGUCUACUAUCCAGCUGAUCCUCCUCCCUAUAUUGAUGGCAUUCGGAUCAACAGCCCCCAUUAUCUGACCAAGAUAAAGCUGACCUCUCCAGGGAUCCAUACAUUUACCUUGGUGGUGUCCCAGUACGAGAAGCAGAACACUAUCCAUUACACCAUCAGGGUGUAUUCCUUGUGCAAGUUUACCUUUUCCAAGAUUCCUACGCCUUACACCGUUUCCAAGCGGGUUAACGGCCAGUGGAAAGGUCACACUGCUGGAGGAUGUGGCAAUUUCAGAGACAGCUACAAAAACAAUCCCAUUUAUCAGUUUCAGGUGGACAAGAGUGGGCCAUUGCUAAUUGAACUACGGGGACCAAGGCAAUACAGUGUGGGCUUUGAACUUGUCACAGUCUCAACAGUAGGAGACCCUGGUACCUCCGGCUUUCAGAAGAAGAAUAGUGGUGACUACAGGUGUGGAUUUUGCUACUUGGAAGUGGAGAACAUAUUUGCUGGCAUUUACAACAUCAUCCCCACCACCUUCCUGCCUCAACAAGAGGGUCCGUUUUUCUUAGACUUUAACAGUGCCACUCCUCUUAAGGUAUCACAGCUUCAGUGAGGAGAGAGGUUUGUGCGUUGCCACUUAAGGAGGUAGUUAAGAUUUAUGCUGCAGCCUGAGAACAGAUGACUCCACGUGUAUAAAAGAAAAUCGCACUCUUAAGUUUUAGCCAACAACAUGGAGCCACCAACCUGUCAAAUAAUUGCAGUAGGCAGUUACCCCUGGCUUUUGCUGCUCCAGAAUUAGAGUGAGCACUGUUCAACAGGUGUGUGGACAUGCUAAAAUGCUUGUACUCAAAAGAACAAGCAAGACUUCCUUUAUUCAGAUUUUCGACACUUCAAAUCAGGACCUGAUACAUUAAGAGAAAAAGUCAAAAUGGAAUUUUCUUCUCAACUACAGAGUAUGUGGGUUUAAGAUUUUUUUUUCUUACAAGUUUACUGUUAAGAAAAAAAAAUUCUUGUGAACUGCACUUACUCAAUUCAGGACCAAAACAUUGUAGAAGCUGCUCUCCUGAAGGUGUUCAGAGCUGAGCACAAUCAAACCUCCCUGCUGACUUUACCAUUGCUUGUCCAUAACAUGUAUGUAGGAGUAAAGCCGGAAAAGGCUAUGGGAGGACUUGGAGUGUCCCACCAUAAGCUCUUUCUAAAAGAAAAAUGAUGGCUUCAUACACAUUAUGGCUACUUUCAGAGCUUUCAGAGAAUGGUCUGAGCACGAGGCACUCCAUGGCUGUCUUGUCCUGCUAGAAUGAAGAACUCUGUUGAUAGAGAUGAGCACUAGAACUGGGGAGAGUUGACCAGCAGUACAGCACGGGCAGGAGAACAUGUGUGAAAGGCACCACGUGUGGUGGCUCUCACCAAAGGCGCACUCAUAAGAUUCUCUAUCUGUCUGCUGAAGUUGUCCCAUUUGUUGAUGCUAAGAGUUAGUGAAGUAGCUACCAUCAGGGCCCUAGAGAAGAUUUUUAUACCCGUCCAUUUUGUAAGUGUCCAACAGGCAUAGGAAGGGCCACCUAGAACUUAAGCUGCACCUGCAAGUAGAGUGCUUGCUCAUCCAAUGACACGUGACCAUCUAUUUAAAGCUGCACCCUUUUCUAUUACAUUACUCUUUCAUUACUUUCUUCAGUAUUUUUUUGGUUUUAGCAAUCAUGUGGCAGACAUGUAACUUCACAGGAUCUGACAUUUUGGGGGAGACGGUAUCUUAAAACAUUCCCAAGAUGUUCUUAGUCAUUUGGGUUUGUUUAGCAGUUCCUCAAGGGAAAAAAAUGUAGUUUAAAUUUAUUUUGGAGUGUAAGUGCUAUUUAGAAAUUAAGGACUAGGGAAUUGUGUGCUAAAAUUACUCCUAGAGGAGUCUGCUACUGCUUGGUCUCAAAAGUCCAAGUUUCCUUCUGUUUCACCUCCUUCGCUAGGCAGCUGCUUGGCAAGUGCCUAGCUUGAAAGGAGAGUAGAAACACAGGCUGUUCCGGACUGCAGGUCUCCCAAAUAGCAGCUGGGUCAGGGAGUUCAGGACAGGUUUGUCCCACUGUGACUCACCUUCUUACCAGGUGAGUUUCUGGUGAGGGUUGUAACGAAGCAGUGCAGGAGCAGCAUGGGCACAGGCCUGGGGGAGGCUAAGUUGCCUCAAGGACUGUUCUCUGUUACAAAAUCAAAAUUCCAUUUGCUUCCCAACACUUUUCCUGUAAGUGGGUGUUGAGCUUUUUAGCUCAGCCUGAACCAGAGUUCACUCCUUACAUGCAUUUUAUCAACUGCAAAGUGGAAGUUAGAGGUAGAUACAACAGGCAGCUUAGAUGAAUUUUGACAAUACAAGACAGAUGCCACCAACUGCCACCUUUCAAUACAAAGUACUUGGACUUUUUAUGUUGUUUGAGAUCACGUUAGUAAGACUUGUCUAGAGUAAAAGCUGCUGUUCUGUAGGUACCUUCUGCCCUGCAGUAAGGUAGGGGGGUUAUUUGGGGGGUUUUGGUUUGUUAGUUGGGUUGUUUUUUAAUUUAAGCACAACAAACAGCCAAAGCUUAUGCUGCUACUUUAACUAUAGGAUGAAACAAUCAUGAAGUUUAGUUUCCCUUCCAGAUCACAACUGUACUUGCACACGUGUUGAUAAGUAAGGAAUGGAUGUGUUUUCCUAAUGCCACAGAAAGGCUCUUUGCCCAAGGGCACAGUAACAGCUCUCGCACAGGACAUCAGUGACCUGGGCCCAUCCCAGCCACUCAAACCUUUACUUUCAGGAUCAAUGAUGUCCUUUAUAAAGCAACGCUUCCUCAAAUAUUGCAGCCUAUCUAAGGUGGUAGAGAAUCAUUGCUGCACAUUUCCUGCCAUAUAUAGGAAAGAGAACUCACAGGCACAAAGAAAUAGGAAAUAUUAAUAUAAAUCCUAUAUUUUUUGUUAUGAUGAUGUAAUUUUGGAAUGAAAUUUUCUUGCUUUUUUUUUUUUUUAAAUAAUUGGAUUAGCACUUAUGCUGUACUGGUUUCUGUCAGUAACUGUACUGCUAUUGUUCUUCUACAUACCCAGAAAAAUUAUUGGAGAGUGAACUGAUCCCUGAAUUGCAGUGCCCUCAACCACGGCUGUAAGUCGAGCUUCUCUUUGCCCUGUGCCACAUAGUGGUGUUGAUCCCCAAGACAGGAGAAUGUGACCUGCUGCAUUAAGCCCUGAGAAUUACAACAGAGACAGGACUUUUACAGCAGCAAUAGCUGCACAGUCCCAGAGUCAGCUCGUUACAGGCACAUAACCAUUACUUACACUAUGGUUACACUUAUAGUUACUUAGGGGUUAUACUUACAGUUAACAACCGCGUAACGCUUCAGCCUUAAGACUUCUCUGCCUCUAGCCAGGCAAUUCAGUUUCUAAACAUUAAAAUACAAAAUACCAGCGAGCAUCCUGCACCCUUCAGUUGUUGUCUGCCACACAGGGUACAGUUCCCACCACGACCUAACUGCACAAGGCUGGGGAUAAAUGACUGAAUGAAAGGCAGGUGCUACAGGAGCUUUAAGAGGAUUACAGCUUCCUUGCUAGUCACUGAGGGAAGACUACUACCAAGAAAAAAUUAUAUUUUUUUUCUUUGCAUUUCCCUGCAUGAAUCGUGCUGAGGGAUAACUGCAUCUAUCCUCUUGAGCUAUUUUGACAUUAGCCUUAUUUAUGCACUGCAAUCUUCUUCUGCAUUUCUAAACCCUACCUUCAAGUUGCACCCAGGAUACUGUAUGCUGCUGUGUUAUGGCUCAGGGUAAAAUUUCCCCUGCAAUUUUGUUUUGUUUCUCUAGGAAGGCAUGGGGUUAAUCCAUAGUUGAUACAAUCUACCAGUUCUCAAGGAUUUGCUGAGAGUUAGUAGAUGGAAGAAUGUUAUCAUGGUAGCUUCCCUCCCAUCUGCCCCAUCAAUCAUCUGCAGCUUCAGUCCUCCUUCUUUCAUGCAAGUCUCACGUACCUAUUUUGUACAGGGGUUUUUGCACCUGAUAAUGCCCCAAACUAGGUGUUUCAACAGACAGUUAUUUCAAAUUAAGUUUGUGCACAGACAGUAGUGCUCAUUGUUCAGUCAAAAAAGGACAUUUUAAAGGUGUAAUAAUACCAAAGAGUAGUAGAAUUCCUGAGU
This is a messenger RNA of Nothoprocta perdicaria, 5955 nucleotides long. It is a transcript of the gene CAPN7, whose product is annotated as calpain 7. Gene Ontology annotation, molecular function: calcium-dependent cysteine-type endopeptidase activity. NCBI's taxonomy places the organism in Eukaryota, Metazoa, Chordata, Aves, Tinamiformes, Tinamidae. Bases 1 to 2442 code for a protein of 813 amino acids. The transcript is spliced from 21 exons. Gene Ontology annotation, biological process: proteolysis. The record is from RefSeq and is a predicted model, not a curated record.